AUGAUCAAAACUACCGAGCCUUCCAAGAAGAAGGAGGGAGCCUAUCACCAGGUUCACUUUUCGGACGAGGAAGAUGAGGCCCGUGCUUCUGGCUCUGGUUCUCUGAGCAACGGCAAGCAGAAGCAGAAGGAGAAGGAGAAGGAGCGUGAAAAAGACGCUCCUUCCUCGCCUGGAAGCGAGAACACCGACGAAAAGCAUAAAAGCGACCGUGACCGCGUCGGCAGCCGAAACACCAACACCAACACAACUUAUCGUCCUGCUCCCAUCAUCGGCGCCAACCCUACGCACGGCGUCAGCUACGGAACACACUUCUCGACCAACCCUGGUCGCUCAGUUGGCCCUGCUGGCUAUAUCAACUUCUCUGCCAACCUCAAGAACCCCGGCAGCAACCAGCUUCCGACCAUCAAUCAGAUCCCGCUCAACACCAACCCCGGCCACAUCAUCCCCGACCCAGCCAUGGCCGAUUACCAGUUUGGCGGUCCUCGCCCUGCUGGCCCCAGCUACCAGCCCCCCGUUCCUGACACGACCUAUGGACCCAUGACCCAUGUCUACCGCCCUCGGUUUGACAAUGGUGCUUACUUUGUCCAUGGUCAGAAUAUGGGCCUUCAUCCCCCCAUGGUCGUCCCCGUCCAGCCUGGCAUGAUGCAGCCUAGCAUGCCCCACAACCCCGGCAUGGUCCCCCAGCACAUGGUCAUGAAUGCUCCCAUGGUUCAGCCUGGCAUGUCUGGCUACCCCGUCAUGGGUAAUGGCAUGGUGAUGGGUCCUCCUCACGCAGCCAUGGGCUUUGGCGGCGUUGUUGGUGGCGGUGGCGGCCCCCCUGGUGCUCCUCCUCCUAGCGUGCUGAUCGCAGGUAACAACCCUCUUCAUCUUCCUCCUGACGUUUCUGGCGUCGGUCGCACAUCUGGCGAGGUGGCUCUGGAGAACGCCCAGUUCGCUUACGCCAACGGCCUCUAUGAGCCCCAGGACUUUAAGCCUGCCGAUGACGACCCCUCGCGCUACUACCCGGUUCGUGAGGUGGAUGGUAACUGGACCCAGCGCAACCGGUAUACUAUUGACAACCUCGGCGAUUGCCGCUGGAACCGAUUCUGCAUAGCUAAGAAAAUUCACGAAGAUAUCCCGUGA
This is a messenger RNA of Verticillium dahliae VdLs.17, 1122 nucleotides long. RefSeq lists its product as uncharacterized. The record is from RefSeq and is a predicted model, not a curated record. Bases 1 to 1122 code for a protein of 373 amino acids. The transcript has 4 exons. Lineage: Eukaryota; Fungi; Ascomycota; Sordariomycetes; Glomerellales; Plectosphaerellaceae.